UCGCGAGAAGUCGCCGGCCCACCGGCCGGCGGUCUCCGGCCAGGGGCAGCUCCUGAGGCGCCCGGCAGGGGGCGCAGCGCAGCGCUUUGCUCCGCCCGCCUUUCUCUUUCCCGCCGUGUGCGCCGAGCCGCCGGAGACCAACCAGCCGCCGCCAGGCAAUGGGUUCCACAAAGAAGCAUUGUAUGAUGGCUCAAAGUGAAGCAUUUCAGCUGUGAAGAUGUAUGGAGACCUCUAUCACGACUUCAGUUGGUGACCAUUAGUUAUCCCUAAUUCUAAAAGGCAUGCCGCUGUCUUCAGAAACAAACUUCAUAGCUAUGUAAUUUAAAACUAAAAAAGAUAGUGAACAAGUACCAUAGAUAAGAUCAGCGAAAAAAGUUACAUUGCAGAAGACAAAAUGAAUGCUUCUGGAGGAGGUUGUGGAAGCCCUAGCUCUGCUGAAUCUACUAGUGACAUCUUCAAGGAUCUGUGGUCCAAACUAAAAGAAUGUCAUGAUAAAGAAGUACAAGGAUUACAGUUGAAAAUAUCCAAACUGAAAAAGGAAAGGUGUUUGGAUGCAGAGAGGCUUGAAGAGUUUUAUACCAAAAAUCAGCAGCUGAGAGAGCAACAGAAAGGACUUCAUGACACUAUCAAAGUUUUAGAAGACAGAUUAAGAGCAGGAUUAUGCGAUCGCUGUGCAGUAACUGAGGAGCAUAUGAGAAAGAAACAGCAGGAGUUUGAAAAUAUCCGGCAACAGAACCUUAAACUUAUAACGGAACUUAUGAAUGAAAAAAACAACUUACAGGAUGAAAAUAAAAAGAUAUCUGAACAUCUUCAACAGUUGCAGAAGCAGAUGGAGGGGAGAGAGCAACAAGCAAUGGAAUUGGAGGAAGGGGUCAUUCCAGAUUCACCAGUUCAAUCUUUUUCACUAUCAGUGGUUAAUCGUAUCCGAAGAAAGAAAGAGAACAGGCAUGUCCGAUACACAGAGCAAACACAUACAGACCUGGAGCAUUCUGACAGCACUAAUGCAUUUGGAAAAGUUCCAUUGUCGUCAUCCACUCAAAUUCCUAAGCACUGUGGAAAGGAAAUACUAGUGGCAGACACCUGUGACCAAGAACUGUCCCCUAUAGCAAAUAAACAAGGAAGCUAUCCUGUUGCAAAGCCAUCUUUUAACUUGGCUGCAGUUGUUGCAGAAACAAUUGGACUCGUUCAAGAAGAAUCUGAGUCCCAGAGUGUACUGAAUGCUCUUAGAAGUAACAUUCCAAUGACCCAGGUGCCUCAGAGCCCACAGCAGGAAGAAUCCAGAAAACAGCUAGCUCAUGAAUCAUCGAGAAAUGAUGACAACUUGGGACUUUCAGAUCCAUCUCAGAACACUCCAACAGAUGUAGAUUGGGAUUCUCAGGUAGCUUCUCCUGUUUUUGGAGCAUCUAACAACAUGAAGAACAGCCUGACUUCAAGUCUUUCCCCUUCUGUUUUAGAAACAGGACUAAAGUCCAAUGCCAAAAAAGACUCCUUCAACAGUACUUUCAAUUCUAGAUCUCAUAAAGUUAGAUCAAAAUCUGAAGAUGUUGCUUUUGUUGCACCACUUAACCUUGGGACUGAAGUAAACUCUCUUAUCAGCCAGGCCUCAGCCAGUAGGCAGAUGGUUGUGAAAAGGGAUGCAAAUGAAUCCAUAACUUGUAUGGGCAACACUUGCUCAGGUAAACAUGAGAUGAUCAAGAAUGACUUCCUCCUUGCACCCCACAAACAUUUAGCAGACAGAUCUGCUAAAAGAAAGAAAACAGAAGAUGAGCAUGUGACUAGCUGUGAAAAAACAUCUUUCAACAAAGAAAACUCUUUUCCUUUUCAAGCAGACAUUCAACCUGUUAAUGUAGAUCAUAUAAUUGAUAAGCCUCUGGACCUGUCUGAUCGUUUUUCUGCUAUUCGCUGUCAAGAAAAAAGCUCAAGAAGUGAUGAGAUCUGUAAAAAUAAACUAAGACAGGUGACGCUGCGUGAUGUUUUUUCACAGCUGGUGAAGCCCGUUCCAAAGGGUUCUUCAUCCAUCCAAAAUACCAACAAUGGAAGCUAUUUGUCAGGAAAAGAGUCACAGGAAGAUCCCUAUGAACAGGAGAUGAGUCUCCAGUCACGUGGCAAAACAUGCCCAGAUAAAAAACCUUUGAUGCAAAUAAAAGAAGAAAUCUCUGCUUUCAAAAUCCCAUCAUUGCCAAACACAGUGGAGACAGAACUACUUUUUGAUGACAUGAAGGUUGUCAGUGGCCACGAACCAAUCAGAAAGAAAACCAGGACAGGACAUGGAGAAUGUGAGCUGGCAUCUGUGCUUCAACCAAACCCUUGUAGAACAACAAAAACUAAACCACUGCAAAAUGAACAAGAUAAACCAUCCUUAGAAAAUAUACAGUGGAGUAUAGAUCCAGGAGCAGACCUUUCCCAGUACAAAAUGGAUAUUACGGUUAUUGACACCAAGGAAGGCUCUCAAUCAAGAGUAGGAGGAGAGACUGACAUGGACUAUACAUACGUUAGUGAAAGCAUGCUAUUAAAAAUGAAAACUCAAGAGCAGAAAGGAGAAAGCAGUCCAAAGGGAGAAAGAAAAAUGAAUGACAGCUUAGCAGAAAUGUUUGAUCGGACCUCAUAUGAAGAAUAUAAAUCUUGUUUAGAAGAUGAUAGUCCUUCAGCAUGUGAUGAAAAAGAAAAUCCUCUUGAGGAAGAAAAUGAGGAAGUGUCAUCAGCAAGCAAACUAACGAAGCAUGAGAAUAAACAAGAUAAAACCAAGCAGAAAGCUUUUGUGGAGCCAUAUUUUAAAAGCGAUGAAAGAAAAAAUGCUGUGUUAGGUUUUCCUCAUAUUGAGGUUGUUCGGAAGAGAGAAGAGAGAAGAAAAUUGCUGGGCCAUACCUGUAAGGAAUGUGAAAUAUAUUAUGCAGAUAUUCCAGAAGGGGAGAGAGAAAAGAAGCUAGCUGCUUGUUCAAGACAUAGAUUCCGCUACAUUCCUCCUAGUACACCAGAAAACUUCUGGGAGGUUGGAUUUCCUUCCACUCAAACUUGUGUGGAAAGAGGCUAUAUUAAAGAGGAUCUUGCACCCUGUCACCGUCCAAAAAGAAGGCAGCCUUACAAUGUGAUGUUUUCUCCAAAAGGCAAAGAACAGAAGACAUAAAUGAUGGGGCAACAAAGCACAUAAAUGUGGGGGGAAAGUGUUUCCUGUCAUUAGAUAUUUAUAGUUAAUAUAAACUUGAAAUAAAAAUACUAUGGAUUUUUCCAAAAUGAUAAAUCAUUUCAUUAGAUAUGUAAAUCAUUUCCCUCUUAGAAAGCUCAUUUGAAAAUCUGAAGUAUGUAUCAGGAAACACUACUAUUUAAUGUGUCUUUGUUUCAUUUUGUGUUAAUGUUUUGUCUUGAUUUUGCACCUUUAAGACAGUGGAUCUGCUCCUGUUUCCUCCCAUUGAAGUCAAUGGCUAAAUGCCCACUGGACCAUAUCCAAACUUUAAGUAAGGUGGGUGUGACUUCUUUGAGCUCAGUGGAGUUCUACCUGCUCAUUCUAAGUCUAAACAUUGCUUAUAAAUUUCAGUGGGAGCAGGACUGGACCUGGUGGGGUGCUUCCAUUUUGCACUGGAUAACUUAAAGGAUUUAUCACCUUCCCUUUUUUGUAAUAAUUGUGAUAUAUCUAAUUGCAAUAAACAAAGUAGUAUUUAUUAAUGAUUUCACCACCUCAAAACUUUCCCCAGCAGAGAUCGCCAAUCAUAAUUUCUUGUCCCACUGGUGCAUACCAAAAUGGUACUUAUGUCCUCACAAUUUCAGUGGUUUAAGUUGGAAUCUUAAAAUUUUUUGCUCCAGCUUAUCAUAUAUUGCUGUCUUUUUAAUUCAGUGUCAUCUGUAUACCUUUCCUUCAUAGUACCCAAAGUUACAGUGUCUCACCUAUCGCUAAGAAUGUCUGAAUUGAGGGAAGAGUCAAUACCAUUUGGAAUGUAUUGUGCCCAGACUCCUCUUAAAGAUCUUCAACACUA
Molecule: messenger RNA, 3968 nt
Organism: Mauremys reevesii (Reeves's turtle)
Lineage: Eukaryota; Metazoa; Chordata; Testudines; Geoemydidae
Gene: RBBP8
Product: RB binding protein 8, endonuclease
Exons: 20
Coding region: 395-3124 (909 amino acids)
Biological process (GO): DNA double-strand break processing involved in repair via single-strand annealing; double-strand break repair via homologous recombination
Cellular component (GO): site of double-strand break
Molecular function (GO): damaged DNA binding; Y-form DNA binding; double-stranded DNA binding
Source: RefSeq, a predicted model, not a curated record